UUUUGCCCUGAGACCAGAUUUCCUCCUCUGGUUCCUGGGAGGUCGGAAGGAUGCACUCGCUCUUCAAGAAACGAAACAAGGGGAAAUACAGCCCUACGGUCCAGAAGAAGAGCAUUUCCAGCAAGGAAUUGGCGGAGCUGAUUGAAAAGCUACAGAAAAAUGCUGACCAGGUGGAGAGGAACAUCGUGGAGGCAGACACCAAAAUGCAAAAUGAUCUGCACAAACUUAAGGCCGGACAAGCUGCCCAAUUUAAAGAGUACACGUCAGACAAGGUGAUAGAAUCCGAUAAGCUCCUCUACGUCCUGGAUGGGGAUGCAGCGGUCGCGCGACACAUGAAACACCCGCAGGGGGAGAUGAUCACGGAGGACAUCCGGCAGCUGAAAGAGAGAGUGGCCAACCUGCGUGUGAAACACGACCAGAUUUACAACUUCACCCCGCAGGUGAUAGAACCGCAGGUGGACUGGUCCGCGGUGAUCGAUGAGAAGCAGGAGAAACUGCUCACCCAGGGCUUUGGAACCGACUUACCAUCUGUCAACACCCAGGUAGAGGAACACAACAUCUUCCACAACGAGAUUAUGGCGAUCGGACCCCACAUCAGCAAGGAGGGAGGCAAGGACUACAUGAGUGGGUUGCAGGCAAAAUAUCAGAAAUUACUGGCAAGAUCCCAGCAGAGGCAGCAGGAUCUGAACUCGCUGCAGGAUUACAUGCAGCGCUGCACCAACAAGCUCUACUGGCUCGAUCAACAGGCCAAGGACCGGAUGCAGUAUGACUGGAGCGAUCGGAACCUGGACUACCCCAGUCGGCGCCGUCAGUAUGAGAAUUUCAUCAACCGGAAGUUAGAAGAGAAAGAAGAAGCCGUCAAUAAGCUGCACAAAGACGGGGACAAUUUGCUGGCUCAGAACCACCCCGGGAAGAUCCCCAUCGAGGCUCACAUGGAGGCCGUCCAUGCUGACUGGAAGGAGUACCUCAACCUGCUCAUUUGCGAGGAGAGCCACCUCAAGUUUAUGGAGGACUACCAUCAGUUUCAGAAAGAUGCUAAAGACGCCCAGGACCUUCUCCGGAAAGUGGACACAGACCUGGAUCAGAAGUUCAGCCCAGAUUUCAAGGACAGAUUCCAGAUUGAAUCCUUGCUCCGAGAGGCACAGGACCAAGAGAAGGCCUUGGACAAGUACGAGGAUGUGGUGAAGUCCUUGCAGAAGCGCAGCCAGCAGGUGCUGCCGCUGAAGUAUCGCCGGGAGACGCCCCUCAAGCCCAUCCCGGUGGAAGCAGUCUGUGACUAUGAAAACGAGAAGUGUCAGAUCGCUCGCGGAGCCACCUACCUGCUGCAGAAGAACAACGGUGACCUCUGGGAGGUGACGGACAAUGUGGGAAGCAUCAUCACCGCCCCUGGUGUCUGCUUCAUGAUCCCUCCUACGGAUCCAGAAUCGCUGGCCUUUACCGACAACAUCGCCGGUCAGUAUCAGAGUGUGAAGCAGAAGACAGCUGGCACCAAAACCCUCCUGCAGCAGCGGCACGAUGGCCUGAAGGCAGACAGCAUUGGAGAUGCAGCGUCUGUCCAAGGGCGGCAGCUGCUAGCCGGGCUGGAGAAAGUGAACAGUGAGUUGGAGAAGCAGGAGAAGGCCAUCACGGCAAACCUGCGUCCUCCACUGGAGCAGAGCCGGGCGGUGCAAGACAGUGCCGAGCGUUCCAAGGAGCUCAAGAAUAUCACUAACGAGCUCCGGCGCAUCGAGCCCGAGAAAGCGUACAAGGUCAAAGACUGCGAAGCCUUCGCCGAAUCCGUCCCGGAUACGGGAAGCGCCACGUUGAUCAAGAACCGGGCACAGGAAACCAGCAACAAGUACAACCAUGUGGUCCAGCUGCUGAGUGCUGCUCAAGAAAAAGUCGAUGUGGCCAAUCGCCUUGAGAAGAGCCUCCAGCAGGGAAGAGACCUGCUUUCCGGCUAUGAAAACAAGCUGGCCAUUGAGGAUACGAUCCCCGAGGACAUCCGAGGCCUGGACCGCAAAGAAGAGGAGCUGCGGAUCCUGGGUUCUGAGUUGCAGGCCCAGCAGCCCCUUCUGAACGAGGCAGAGCAAGAUUUGCAGAGGGCCAAGAAGUGCUCCAGCACCCUGGCCAGCCGGUUCCAGGAGCACUGCCCGGACAUCGAGCGCCAGGAGGCCGAGCUCAACAAACUCAACCAGCGGUUCAGCAAUCUCAGCAAGCAGAUUGAUCACAGGUCUCAGAUCCUCCAGAGAGCCAAAUCGGCCUAUUCUGACUACCGCGCCGGCUACGACGACCUGAGCCAUUUCCUUUCCAACGUGCCCAAUUACGAGCCGCAAGAAACUGACAGCGUCUCCAGUGUGGAAAACAAGCUGAAGAAUCAAAGGGCACUUCUGAGAGAAAUUGCAAGCAAAGAGAAAGACGUCCAUCGGGUCUCGGCGGAUGCUCAGCGCUACCAGCAGGCAGUGAAGGACUACGAGUUAGAAGCAGAGAAGCUGCGAUCCAUCCUUGACCUGGAGAAUGGGCGCAACGGGUUCAUGAGCAAGAGACCCAGGCUUCAGUCCCCUGCUUUGAAAGUGAAAGAGGAGGAGGCUCACCUGUCUGCAAAGUACACAGAAGUGAAUGCUAUCAACAAGCAGAGACUACAGAACUUGGAGUUUGCCCAGAACCUCCUGAGACAGCAGCCAGACGGCUACGUGACGCAGGAGUCGGUCCAGACCAGUCGUUCCGAGAGGCCGCUGGAGGAAAUCUGGAAGUUGAAGAAGGAGUUGGACGACGAGAGCCAACGGCGGCAGCAGCUGGAAGCGGAGAUCAAGGCCAUCCAGGAGAACAUCCUCCUCCUGCAGAACCAGAAGCCGCAGGAGUCCGUGCUCAGGAAGGAGGUCGUGAAAAAGGUGCCCGACCCGCAGCUCGACGAGAGCUUCCACAAGAUGCAGCAGAACCUGGCCAAGGAGCAGCGCAGGAACCAGGCGCUGCAGGAUGAGGUGGAAGGCCUGAAGCUCAAGCUGCGCAUACUGGAGCACGAGAAGAAAGCGGGCGGGCAGGAGUACGUGGUCAAGGAGGUCCUGAGGAUCGAGCCUGACAGAUCACAGGCGGAGGAGAUCUUGAAGCUGAAAGAGGAACUGGAGGAACUCAAGAGGCAGGAGGGGUCCCGGGAGAACGAGAUGGCCAUACUGCACCGGCAGGUGUGUGCUCUGUCCGAGGAGAAGAACGCCAAACUGGAGAAGGUGACUGAGAGGGAAGUGGUGAAGCUGCAGAAUGAUCCUCAGCUGGAGUUGGAGUACCAGCAGCUGCAGGAGAGCAAGCAGAGGGAGAGCACGUUGAGGCAGCAGCAGGAGGAAGAACUGCACUUCCUGCAGGACAAGCUGAAGCGGCUAGAGAAGGAGCGGGCCAUGGCUGAGGGCAAGAUCACCGUCAAAGAAGUGCUCACGGUGGAGAAGGACCUAGCGAUGGAGAGGGAGGUGAACGACCUGCGGCGCCAGUAUGAGGAAGAGAAAGCCAAAGGGCGCUCCAACGAGCGGGAGAAGGCUGAGCUGCUUCGCAAGAUCCAGGCCUUGGAAGUGGAGAACGCCAAGGUGAUUAUCCAGGAGAAGGUACGGGAGAUCGUGCGGCCGGAUCCCCAGGCAGAAAGCGAAGUGGCUAACCUCCGUCUGGAGCUGGUGGAGCAGGAAGGGAAACUGCAAGGUGGGGAGGAGCAGCUGAAGGUCUGCCAGAGCGAACUGGCUGCUCUGCGGAACAGAGGACCCCAGGUGGAAGUCCAAGAGGUUAUCAAGGAAGUCAUCAAGUACAAGAACGACCCGGAGACGGAGAUGGAGCUGCAGCAGCUCAGGGAUGAGAUCGUGGAUCGUACCAGAGCCAUAGAAAGGGCUGACCUGGAGAUCUACCAGCUGAAGCAGGAGAUUGAGAUGCUGAAAGAUGCCCAGCCUCAGGUCCAAGUGAAGGAAGUGAUCCAAGAAGUGCUGCAGUACCGGGAAGACCCGCAAACGAGAGAAGAGGUGGAGUCCUUGAGGGCUCAGCUGGCCGAAGAGCAGCGGAAGCACAUGGACCUGGAGAGGGACCGGAAGCGGCAGGAAGAGAUCAUUCGGCAGAAGGAGGAGGAACUCUCCCAGGUGAAGGAGAAGGUGGUGCAGCAGGAGGUGGUGAAGCUGGAACAAGACCCUGCCCUGAAAGCCGAAGUCACCUCCUUCUCCCAGAGCAUAGAGAAGGAGCUCAACCAGAUUGACACACUCCGGGGCGAGAUGCGCAAACUGCAGCGGAGACGUUCUGAGCUGGAGAGGCAACUGGAGGAGCUGGAGAAGGAGCGGCAGGCCCGCAGAGAGGCCGAGCUGGAGGUGCAGAGGUUGAGGAUCCGGCUGAACGAGCUGGAGGAGCAAGAGAGGGAGACCACCGAGCGGGUCACUGUGAAGCAGAAGGUGAUCCUCCAGCAGGACCCUCAUCAGGAGAAGGAGCAUGCCUUGCUCAAGUUGGAGUUGGAGGAGGAGAAGCACAGGAGGCAGUUCCUGCAGGCGGAGCUGGAAGCACUGCGGAAGAAGCUCCAAACCCUGGAGAAGAUGGAGGUCAAGGAGAAGGUAGUAGUCUCUGAGAGCGUUCAGGUGGAUAAAGGGGACAGCGAGUUUGAGAUCCAGAAGCUGAAGAACAACCUGGAGGAAGAGAGCCGGCGGAAGAUGGAGCUUGACGCAGACAUCAACAGGCUGGAGGCCAAGUUGUCUGAAGUGGAGUUCAACAACUCGAAGUCUUCCAAAGAGCUGGACUUUUUGAGGGAAGAAAACCACAAGCUGCACUUGGAGAAGCAGAACCUCUUGCUAGAGACCCGGAGGCUGCAGUCUGAGAUCGAGCUCACCAUGACGGAAGCCCGGGAUUUACGGAACAUGUCGCAGGUGGAGAGCAGCCUAAAUCUGGACUCUCGCUUCCAGUCGUUGGAACGAGAACUGGAAGAUCUGAAGAGCCUAUCUCGAGAGAAGGACGAAGAAAUUGAACAGCUCCAAAACCGCCUCCAGACCGUGGCCAUCAAGAGAGAACAGCGAGAGAAUCACUUGAGGCGUUCCAUCGUGGUCAUUGACCCAGACACCGGCAAAGAGAUGUCCCCCGAGGAAGCCCACAAAUUCGGUCUGAUCGAGUGGAGCCUCUACGUCAAGCUGAAGAACCAAGAAUGCGACUGGGAAGAGAUCACUGUCAAAGGGCCCAACGGGGAGUCUUCUGUCAUCCUCGAUCGGAAGUCUGGGAGGAAGUUCUCAAUCGAAGACGCCUUGAAGAGCGGAAGGCUAACCCCUGCUCAGUACGACAGUUACCUGAACAAGGAGAUAUCCAUUCAGGAGUUGGCACUUUUAGUGUCCGGACAGAAAUAGCUCGCUUUCUUCUCCAAGAGAAAAGGGGGAAGGGGAAAAAAAACUGUUUUGAAGCAGUCAGCGGCCUGAAGCUGCACCACUUGUUACAAACUCAGCCAUUUGCUGCCUAUUGCCUGCCUCGCAGGGGUU
Molecule: messenger RNA, 5450 nt
Organism: Heteronotia binoei (common prickly gecko)
Lineage: Eukaryota; Metazoa; Chordata; Lepidosauria; Squamata; Gekkonidae
Gene: PPL
Product: periplakin
Exons: 22
Coding region: 51-5321 (1756 amino acids)
Biological process (GO): intermediate filament cytoskeleton organization; wound healing
Cellular component (GO): membrane; cytoskeleton; cytoplasm
Molecular function (GO): cadherin binding; structural molecule activity
Source: RefSeq, a predicted model, not a curated record